Molecule: messenger RNA, 678 nt
Organism: Ceratosolen solmsi marchali
Lineage: Eukaryota; Metazoa; Arthropoda; Insecta; Hymenoptera; Agaonidae
Product: protein D3-like
Exons: 3
Coding region: 1-648 (215 amino acids)
Source: RefSeq, a predicted model, not a curated record
AUGUCUUGCAUUUAUAAUUUAGCUAAUGCAUUAAAUUUAUGUAACUUAGGUCUGCUCCUUUAUACGUAUACUUUGGCAGAAGAUAUUCCGGCAGGAUUAACUGUUUCUGCUAUUGUCCCGGACAUCGUGUCCAAAGCACCAAAUGAAUUACUUUCGGUUAUUUUUAAAUACGGCAAUGACAAAGAGAAAAACUUACAAUUCGGUGAAGAAUUGACUCCGACAAUCGUAAAGGAUCCUCCAACCAUAUCAUGGCUCGUUGACGAUUCUGCUUUCUAUACUAUUGUUAUGAUUGAUCCAGAUUCACCGAGUAGUCAGGAUCCGAAAUUGCAGGAAAUGUUGCACUGGCUGGUAGCGAAUAUUCCUGGUAGCGACAUAAGCAAAGGCGAGAUAAUUGCCGAAUACAUUGGAUCGGCUCCCUCCAAGGACACUGGACUGCACCGUUACGUGCUCCUGGCUUAUAAGCAAACAAAUAAAUUGAUCAUCGACAUGCCGCAUAUUUCUAACCACGAACGCACUGGGAGACCGAACUUUGUCGUUCGCGAUUUUGCUAGGAAAUUCAAUUUGGGUGAGCCGAUAGCAGCCAACAUGUUCAAAGCACAAUAUGACGAUUACGUAGACAUUCUUCGUAAGCAAAUGGGCGAAGCUUGAGAUUUAACAUUCGUUAUAAUAGUUUAUUUU